UCCUGUUAUGCACAAGUCAUGGAAAUGCUGAUUUGUGACUACACAUUUGCUGACAGGGCUACUUUCAUUUCCAUGAGGAAAUCUUUGAAACUAGUUCUUGAUGAAGGGAAAUGGAAGGACUGGUUGCUCUUGCUUUCCAUGACUUAAUUUGUUUUGUGUACAAAGUUGGUCAGUAAUGCUUUGUCGUAGGUUUAUUUAAGUGUUUACUUGUAUUUGAAGUAUUGUAUUGUUUACUUGUAUUUGAUUGCUUUCUCUAAUGGCUUGCUCUCAGGGGACAUCUGUGCUGUAGAUACAGGAGAGAUUUCUUACAGUAGUAUAGUAUAGGAAAUCUCAGAUCAAACACAAUCUUCUGAAGAGAGUUUUGUUAGCUCUGAGCAAGGAGGAGAAAACUGCUAAUGGAUUUCAGAGUAAUUAAAUGGUACCUAUAGGGAGAGACUUACGUUUUGCACUCUCAUACACAUUUUUACAUUUUUUUUUUAUUGAGUAAUGACAGGAUCACCCUCAACAGAUGGUAGUUUACCUACAAAAUGACAUUCAGAAUGGUCUUUUAAAGUGAUCUGAAAAUCUGUUACCUAAAGCCUGAUAUUAUACAUGACAACAGAAGAUUGUCUUUCUCCACUAUGUGACUUAGGGAAGAAGAAUCUGCAUCUGACUUAAAUAUUUGUUGUACCAGUGAAUGGUAAUUGCUUAUGAAUGGGAGUGCAAAGUUUCAUCAGUUCCCUCUGGUAUAUGCUGCAUUAAUUUAUUUUUAAGUAAGCUAGUACUGGUCUUCCAGUGAUCACAACUAUUACUGUUGCCACUAGGAAGGAGCAAAUAAAAAUGAAGAAAGGUGUCUAAGACACAAAAUUUCCAGAAUUCUAUACAGUGUGUGUGGGAAGGAGAAAUGUUGAGAAAAGACAACCAAAACACAAACAGUAUUGAUGGCAUAUGUGCAUGUAAGAGGAUAAAUACUUGGCUUUUGUAAAUUGAACAACUUCUCCUUUUCCCACCACAUACAUCUGUCUUGUUGUACAGAAUACAGAGCCUUAACUCUGAUUGCUGCUCUUCGUUAAUAUAACUAUGGAAUGGAGAAGUUGUGGAAAGACUGUAUAGUUUUUUCUAAAGCAGAACAUCUACCUCUCUGCAUUGAGCCACUGUACUUAAUUUGGUUUGGGUAUGUGUAUGUCUCCAAACACAAGAAGAAUCAUCAUCAGGUUAGUUGUCAGAACUUCUGGUCAUGUGAAGAGUUUUGAAGUCUGGAUGUUUGUGCUUUUAGAUAGAGCUUGAUACAGGUAAUAUACAUUACACUUCACAUUAUAUUUACAAGUGAAGAUAUGUCUUUAGGUGUGCCAGACUUAAAUCAAAUAGGCCCUCAAAUCUGUGAGCCUGCUUUUGACUUGCUGCUUUUUUUAAACUUUAAUGUCUUUUGCACAUAGGUUCUUAACCUCUGAUAACCAUUGGUAGUGUAUAAGAGAUGAGGCUUUCAGGGGACUCGGCUGAGGAAGGUAUCUGUUCUGUUUCUCUGUCAUGCUUUCUACUAUUCAUUGUGAAGUCAUGAAAAAUAAUAAGACUGAUUAGAAGAACUAAUUUAAGUGGAAAAACUAUUUCCUUUGCAGUAACCUUCAGUUACAGUUAGAGAACAAGAUAAUAAUGGCAGUUGGUUGCUCAGGCUCAUUUCAUUCUCUAAAGAUUUGUGUGGUUACAUUUCUGACGGUUUAUCAGGAACGCUGCAGCCAGAGGCUGGGUCAUGGCUGUGCUACCCUUCCUGCAUUUCUAAAUUGGCAGGAAAUUUAUAGAACUCCAUGUAGAAAAGGCCCCUUUAAAAGCUUCCAUUAUGAAAAGUUUAGAAGUGGCCUGUGUUCAGCACAUUUUGGUAACAUGAUGGUUUAGCUAGAAGAAACACCUUAAAGCAAAAAACAUUUCACAAAGGAGAAUUUUAUUAGUUUUUCAGGAAGAAAUGGCUAACAUUUAUUUGUAAUGUUUAUCUGUAAAUUUGGGUACAGUACCAACUUUGGAGAAGAAAUAAGAAUUAUAUUCUGUAUUCUAAUUGAAAGUACCAGUGAAGUCUUAAUUACAAUGCAGUGGCAUUCAGGGUUUAUAUUAAGUAACUACAUAAAGUUAAUAAGUUAGUGCACCAGUAUUCAGAGUUAUUGUAGGCUUUAAACUACAAAGAAAAAUGUUUAAAUAGGGGUGAAAGGGGAAAGAAACUAUUUAGACUGGUAUUUGAGUAGGACAACAUUUAAAUAAAGUUGCAUUUUCUACUAAUCAGUGUUCUUUUCUUUCUUUUACUUUUCAAGUUUAUAAAAGCCUUUCUCUGUGGAGAGUCCUUUUAGAGUUUGCUGUAUUUUCAUGUGUUGUAUUUAGUUUUUUAUACUUUUUCUAUAAAAAGUAUAGCACUGUAAUUGCACUUACACCAAACUAAUCUGAAUUUUGGUGCACCUUUUCAGGUUACAGCUUACUUCAACCAUGGAAACUAUAAUUUUUAAGGUGUUGGGUUUUUUUUUUCCUUUGGUUUGUUUUUCCCUGUGCUUGGAAAAGAAGUAAAGCAAAUAAUCCUGACUAGUAAUUUGUAUCAAAUUGCCUUCAGUUAUCUAUUGUUUGUAAAUUUAUGUGUCUCUCUAUGGUGUCCUUUAAGGCAACUUGAAACUUAGUGGAAAUGGUCUUAAUACCACGGCUGCUGUGAAGUUUUUCCAUCCACCCAUGACUGCUUCUCCUUAUUUAAAGACGUCAGAUCCCUGCAUGCCUUCUCCUCCUAGCCCCCCCUCUUCUGCUGAGCAAUACAGCUUGUUUGUUUCCUUGCAGUGAUCUGGAUCAGUGAUUCUUGGUUUGUUUGCCAGCUUUAUUUUCAAGCUGUAUAAUUUCCCUGAUAAGGUUUGCUUUAUGGUUGCAUAAACAAAUUUUUGCAGAACUGAACAGGCAGAAAUGUUUGGAAGGGUAUAAGCCCAAAUUCUCAGGCUUUUCUCACUGACAGUAUAGACCUGCCUUUGUUAAAAGUUCAGGAUUUUAAGAAUGAUGUGAAACUAUUUGAAUGCAUCCAGAAGAGGACAACAAGGUUGAUGAGAGUGCUGGAAGACAUGUCCUGUGAGGAGCGACUAAGGACUUUGGGCUUGUCUAGUUUGGAGAAAAGGAGACUGAGGGGUGACAUCAUUGCUCUCUAUAGCUUCCUGAUCAGGGGAAAUUGGGAGUGUGAUGCCCAUCUCCUUUCCCUGGGAGGGAGAAAGGAAUAAUGGCUUUGAUGUCCUCUAUCACAAUAUGAAACAUGGACAUUUGUCAACAAAGGAUUUAGCAGAUUUUAUUAGAGAAAGGGCUACAAUAGAGGAGACAUAUUCAAGGUCAAUGACAAAACUAGCCAAAUCAGCAAGCAAUUACACACAACUUGGGACAUUUGCACCAGUUUGGGAUGUUUUCAAAAUCUCAACAGAAAAACUAGCAAGUUGUCACUUGGAUCUUGUGCGGAGAUUACAAGAGCUAAUAAAAGAAGUUCACAAAUAUGGAGAUGAACAGAUCAAAGCUUACAAAAAGACAAAAGAAGAUGUUUCAGGAACUUUGGAAGCAGUGCAAAAUAUUCAAAGUAUCACUCAGGCCUUGCAGAAAUCAAAAGAAAACUACAAUGCUAAGUGUGUGGAACAAGAACGCUUGAAAAAGGAAGGAGCAACACAGAGAGAAAUUGAAAAGGCAGCAGUUAAAUCUAAAAAAGCAACAGAUACCUAUAAACUCUAUGUGGAGAAGUAUGCUGCAUUAAAAUCUGAUUUUGAACUGAAAAUGACAGAAACAGCACAGAAAUUUCAAGACAUCGAAGAAAUGCACCUUCUUCGAAUGAAAGAGAUUAUACAGUCAUUGUCAAAUACCAUAAAAGAAAUUCAUUUACAAAUAGGAGAGGUGCAUGAGGAGUUUAUUAAUAACAUGACAAAUACUACAGUUGAGAGUUUAAUACAGAAAUUUGCUGAGUCAAAAGGAACUGGCAAGGAAAGACCUGGCCCAAUUGAGUUUGAAGAGUGUAACACGUCCAGUGUAGCCGAAGGAGUAAAACCACGGAAAAGGAAGCCUUUUGGUUUAUCAGGAAUAAUGAAAAAAGAAAAAGAUACUGAAUCUGUGGAGUGUCCAGAUGCAGACUCAGUUAACUUUCCUGAUGUAGAUGAUGAAGGAUACAGCAUUAAACCAGAAGCAACACAAGAUACCAAAGAGAACCAUUUCUAUUCAUCCAGUGAGUCUGACUCUGAAGAUGAUGAACCCAGGAGGUUCCAUGUGGAAAUAAAACCAGUCCAGCCAAAUAACAGCUCUCAAUACACUAUGCCUUCUUUGGAUGAAUUAAAAGUAUCCAUAGGGAACAUCACUCUUUCUCCAGCUAUAUCUCAGAGGCACAGUCCUGCACAAAUGAAUCAAAAUUCCUCCAGUGAAGAGUCAACAAAAUCAAAACUAUCUGCUCCAGCUACUGAAAAGGGGAACAGUGACUUCCUGGCAUGGGAUCCACUCUUCAGCACUUCUCUUGAAUCUUCAUCUUCAGCUUCUUUGGCAUCCUCAUCUUCCUCAGCUACCCUAACAGAGCACAAUAGGAGCUCCUCAUCAUCUACCACUGAUUUGCCUGGGUGUAGAAUAUCUCAGUCUUUGCUUGGACACCAGACAGAUUCUGGGUCUACAAGCCCAUCCUCACCAGGCUUUACCAUUAGCACUUUGUGCAAAUCUGGUGUUACAGCAGCGCCAUCAGGGAGUACCAGUACUUUAUCCUGUUUUUCACGGUCUCAGAGUCAGUGGAUUUCCUUUGCUGAUGAACUUCUUACAAUUAGACACACAAGCACAGACAAGAAGGAGCCCCAAAGAUUGCAUUUUAAAACUGAAAAUGCCUGCCUUGCCUCUUCUGCUUUGCUUGGGAAUUCUUCCAACAGCUGUGCUUCUGAGGAUCAAAGUGACCUUUUCAAUAACUCUAUAUGCCAUGAACAAUUAUUCAUUGAAGAAACUGGCACUGCUACUGAAAUAUCUUCUGCAUCAUCUUCAGCACUACUGGACUAUAGUUUAGUGUCUUCUUGUGCUCAUACAAAUAAGGCAAGGCCCACCACUCCGCUUUCUGUGGGCACCAUUGUACCCCCUCCAAGACCUGCUUCAAGACCAAAGCUGUCUACAGGGAAGCUUAGUGGGAUUAAUGAAAUACCUAGGCCAUUCAGCCCUCCACUGACCUCUAACUCAAGUCCACCUCCAGCAGCUCCUUUGGCACGUGCAGAGAGCAUUUCUUCUAUAUCCUCUUCUGCUUCCCUCAGUGCAGCAAACACACCUACAGUUGACGAUGAUCUUUUGAUUCGAAAUCUUCCUACAAUUGAAAAGCUUUGUGAGACACCGCCAGGUGUUUCACGUGGUCCCAGCCCCGUCAGCCUUGGAAACCAGGACACCUUGCCUGUUGCAGUAGCUCUUACUGAAUCUGUUAACGCCUACUUUAAAGGAGCAGAUCCCACAAAAUGCAUUGUGAAGAUUACUGGUGAUAUGACAAUAUCAUUCCCAAGUGGGAUUAUUAAAGUAUUCACCAGCAACCCAUCUCCUGCUGUGCUCUGCUUCAGGGUGAAAAACACAAGCAAACUAGAGCAGAUUCUUCCAAAUGCACAACUUGUAUACAGUGAUCAGUCACAAAGUGACUCCAGUACUAAGGACUUUUGGAUGAACAUGCAAGCUAUAACUGUCUACCUCAAGAAAUUAUCAGAGCAGAAUCCAUCUGCAUCCUAUUAUAACGUGGAUGUUUUAAAGUAUCAGGUAUCUUCAAAUGGCAUACAGUCCACUCCCUUAAAUCUUGCAACUUACUGGAAAUGUGAUGCUAGCACUACUGAUGUGAGAGUGGAUUAUAAAUACAAUCCAGAGUCUAUGAAUGUGCCUAGUAUGCUGUCUAAUGUCCAGGUUGUGGUACCAGUAGAUGGAGGAGUAAUAAACAUGCAAUCACUUCCACCUGCAAAAUGGAAUGCAGACCAGAUGAAAGCAUGUUGGAAAAUAUCUAGUAUUUCAGAGAAGUCUGAGAAUGGAGGUUCUGGAUCCCUUAGGGCAAAAUUUGAGCUUUCAGGAGGACCCAGUAAACCAGCAACACUUGCAGUGCAAUUCAUCAGUGAAGGAAGCACCCUUUCAGGAGCAGAUGUGGAACUCGUAGGCACUGGCUAUCGGCUUUCCCUUCUUAAGAAGAGAUUUGCCACUGGACGAUAUAUGGCAGACUGUUGAUGUACCUGUGAAAGUCAUUGGAUCAGGAGUGCAAGAAACACUUGUGACAAUAGGAACUCUGCCCUCUCUAUUUUUCAAACACUAUUUUAACAUGCAUUAAUUUUUAAAAAUAUUUACUUACUUUGAGGCUAAACUACAGAAAGUAAAUGCACUUUUAAGAGUCAUUUUGAAAACUUUAUUACUUUACAAUAGCACUGAAGUUAACUUCAACACUGUCUGUAAAUGAUCAACUGCAAUACUUGGGAAAAUUUGUUGAAAAAUUAGUAACUUUAUAUAGAGGAAGUCAAAAUAGUAAUCCACAGUUGAAAUGGAAGUAUGAAAUUUUAUGUUGUACUGUAAACAUUAAAAUGUAGGAGAUCUAGUAAGAAAUAUUUGAGCUUUUCAUAAGUAAUACUCAUUUUUCAGAUUCUUUAAUUGCCAGCUUUUAAUUGACAGUUUAUAAAGAUAGCAGAGGCUGUGUCUUGUGUAGCUCUUCUUUUCAUUCAUACCACAAGACCAGCUGAGUUAGAGAUGUAUAAAAGUAAUUUGAUGCCCAUGUAUCAUAUAUUAUUAAAAUGUAAGUUGUUUCAUAUAGGGUUUUGUUUAACUAAGUGCAAUGCAUUACAAAUUGCAAAACACAGCAGAGAUUUACUUCUGCCGUUAGUAAAAUUUUUUGGGCCUUGUUAUUGUUUGAGUUAAUGCAGUAGAUUUAAUUUAUUUUUAUAUUAAUUGCAUAACUUUUGUGCCUUUUAAAAAUGCCUGUGCCUAUUCAAUUUGAUACUCAUGUGCCUCACUUCCUUUUACAAAGUUUGGCUCUUCAUCAAAAGCAUGGCGUUUGUAUUAUGCACAGAACUUUAUAAAAAUUCUUUUUACUGCAAUUUAUUCAGACAGCAGGUUUGCAAAAACUGUAGUUUGUUUUAAAAGAAAUUUAAAACACUGAAUUAUUUCCUCAAGGAAUAAUUGCAAUUACAUGUGGUUUUAGUAAAGGGAGCUGCAUCAUGCAGUACUCAGAAACUUUUUUAUUAACUAAUUUUAAUGUCACCAAAGAGGAGAAUCUGAAAAAUCAGUGACAAUAGAAAAACAAACUUCUAAAAGCAAACAGCAUUACUCUUUGCUUUAGCUAUAAGUCUUCAACUUUGAGUGGAUUUGGGGAUGUGUGAUGUGAAUGUACACAUAGUACUUCAGGAGGCAUUGUAAAGGAUAUUUUAUAGCUGCAGGAUGAUAAAUCCUGUCAUGUUCAUUUUUUUAUAGCUAUCAGUUUUAAUAUUUGUAUUGUAAUCUAAUAUGCUUGCUACAGCCUAAGGAAUUGCUACAGGGAAUUGACACGAGUAACAAUUUUUUAAGCAAGUCACUAAUUUAGAAAAUUUUCUAUGUAUUUGUAUUACCAAGCUUUUUUUGUAAUGUUGAAAUCAUAAGCAUUGGGGCAAAAUAAUUCAAUAACCUGCAUGUGGCAAUUUCAAAUGAACAUUUAGCAUACCAGUAUCUAUUUCAAAUUCUCUAUUAAAACAGUGAAACAUGCUUGAGUUAAUUCAUGCAAAACCAGUAAUGAAUUGGACUGCUGAAGCUUUACAAGAAAUUAUGCCUUUGUAGAAGCUGUAUAAAUUGUCGUGUACACUAGACACUUUUGCCGGUGAGAGUUUCAUUGUUAGUACUAAGAACGUAGUAUACUGUAGAUUUGAUUGGAAGAUUUGGCUCCUAUAUUUUGCUAAUCUUAUGGAUGAUAAAUUUACAACUCAUAAAAUGGUGGUCUUUUUAUUGGAAUUUUAAUUGUAACCUGCUUUACAAUCAAACUGAUUAACACAACAAUAUUUUAUUAAUGAAAACCCAAAUCUAUUGUUGCUAUUUUUAAUCAAGUAUUACAUUAAUUUCUACAAUAAAUGAAGUAGUUAAUGUUUCAGCACUUUUAAACUAGCCUUCAUUCAGAUGUUUUUUAUACAUUUGCUUUGGGUGCAGGUUACAAUUUUGAAGCCAUACAAGUUUAUAUAGACAUUUUGUAAAGAAACUCAAAAACAAUGUAAAAAGUAUGUGUAGCUAUCUGAUUUAAAAUAAAAAAAACUUACAUAGCAAGCUGGUUCUUGCUUGUGUACACAGCAAUGUCCCUUGUAGCUGCCUCCUAAGAAAAUUAAUUUUUAAACACAACUCUAAAGGAUCUGAAUUUUUAUGAAUUGUUACUACGUUAGACUGUAAAUUAGAACAUACAAGUUUAUCUUUCAAAAAUUGUAAAUACUCUGAAUUUUCAUAAAAUGUAAAUUUUAAAAAUUUGCACCCAUAAUAAACAUGUAAUAUAUAAUUUAAAUACUGAUUUAUAUUGCCUAUACUUUUGCAAUUAAGUUCUUCUAAGCAAUAAGAUAAUAGAUAAAAAGCAUGCCUGCACUGAACAUUUGAAAAGAUUGAUUUUUAAGUAAUAAAGGGUAGAGCUCAUUAUGAA
Passer montanus (Eurasian tree sparrow) is the source of this 8575-nucleotide messenger RNA. RefSeq names its product FCH and mu domain containing endocytic adaptor 2 (gene FCHO2). Gene Ontology annotation, biological process: clathrin coat assembly; clathrin-dependent endocytosis; synaptic vesicle endocytosis. NCBI's taxonomy places the organism in Eukaryota, Metazoa, Chordata, Aves, Passeriformes, Passeridae. Bases 3169 to 6168 code for a protein of 999 amino acids. Gene Ontology annotation, cellular component: clathrin-coated pit; clathrin-coated vesicle; cytoplasm. The record is from RefSeq and is a predicted model, not a curated record. The transcript is spliced from 28 exons.